Seminavis robusta is the source of this 936-nucleotide messenger RNA. NCBI's taxonomy places the organism in Eukaryota, Bacillariophyta, Bacillariophyceae, Naviculales, Naviculaceae. The record is from the annotation of a GenBank genome assembly.
AUGAAGCUCGUGAACAAACUCGUCGCCGUGGCUUGCGCGUGGAAUUCGGCCCGGGUUCUUGCGUCGGAUGGUAAUCUUCGGGGAUCGAACGAAGUCGAUGCUAUUGACAUGUCGACCGAAGGGGGUGACAAACGAGAACCAUGGUACUUUCAGGGUACAAUGGAUCAUUUGCUACAGAACAAUGGCACAACAGUUGUCGACCCUGUCAAUGAAGACCUCAACUUUGAUGAAGGGGACCUCAACUUCGUCGCAGUCCACCCCCAUGAUGAAGAUCGCAAAUUGGUGGUAGAAGACACCAAUGGACCUCCCACCAAUUCCACAUCAUCUAGGCAAGGGUCAUCUAGGCAGGGGCUUAAUGGAGCCACCAUUACCAUUGGACGAACCCCUACCACACCAAGCACCUUCUCCAAUGCAAUGGGAGGGGAUAGCGGAGACAAUGACAAUGAUAACGGCAGUAGCCCUGAUGAUAAUGACAAUGAGGAAGAUGGUCCGGGUUGUAUCCCACCCAGCCCGCCUGCUCCAUGCCCAGCUGGACAGAUUGCAAAGUUCAGACCUGAAGACUGUUCCUUCUUCUGCCUUUCACCAGGUUCUGGCGGUGAUGACCGAGACCGCAAGUUGGUGGUAGGAGACACCACUGGAACUCCCACCAAUUCCACAUCAUCUAGGCAAGGGUCAUCUCAGCAGGGGAGCAAUGGAGCCACCAUUACCAUUGGACGAACCCCUACCACAACAAGCACCAUCUCUAAUGCAAUGGGAUGGGAUAGCGAAGACAAUGACAACGACCUUGAUGACACUGAUAAUGAUGAAGAUGGUCCAGGCUGUAUCCCACCCAGUCCACCUGCUCCUUGCUCAGCUGGGCAGAUUGCAAAGUUCAGACCUGAAGACUGUUCCUUCUUCUGCCUUUCACCAGGUUCUGGUGGUAAUGACCGAAACUAG